Molecule: messenger RNA, 507 nt
Organism: Strongylus vulgaris
Lineage: Eukaryota; Metazoa; Nematoda; Chromadorea; Rhabditida; Strongylidae
Source: the annotation of a GenBank genome assembly
AUGUCGCUGAUCAUCGCCUCCUCUCUUCUUGCCAUGGCUGCUGCACAAUACGCACCUGUAGCACCACCUGGCGCUAUGUGCAAUCCGGGAUGCAUAGGAGGAGCAGCAUGCGUCUCUGGUGCUUGCCAAUGCGGAGCCCCAGCCGUCGUCUAUAAUCCCGUCGUUGGAUGUGCUCCCAUACCUGUAGCACCAGCUCCAGUCCCAGUUGCUCCAGCGCCAGUUGUUGCCGGUAGACUUAUCCCUCAGGCCCUUCCUGGUUCCCCAUGUGAGCCCGGAGUGGAAUGUACUGGAGGAUCAGUCUGCUCAAUGGGUGUUUGUGCAUGCCCACCUGAACUCGUCCAGGAAGGUACCGUCUGCAUCAGCCGAACCAUUUACAGUGUCCUACCACCACCAGCCGUACUUGUCCCAACUGCUCCUGCUGUCCCAGUUGCAGCACCUCUAGCCCUCGGAGCCCCAUGCUACGCUGCCCCAGCACCAUGUGUGACCGGUGCUGUGUGCUCCGCUGGA